Helobdella robusta is the source of this 1401-nucleotide messenger RNA. RefSeq lists its product as hypothetical. Bases 1 to 1401 code for a protein of 466 amino acids. Gene Ontology annotation, biological process: potassium ion transmembrane transport; protein homooligomerization. Gene Ontology annotation, molecular function: delayed rectifier potassium channel activity; protein binding. The record is from RefSeq and is a predicted model, not a curated record. NCBI's taxonomy places the organism in Eukaryota, Metazoa, Annelida, Clitellata, Rhynchobdellida, Glossiphoniidae. Gene Ontology annotation, cellular component: voltage-gated potassium channel complex; membrane. The transcript has 5 exons.
AUGCAUCAACUUUCACAAUCGUUACCUUUAAAUGAAUUUUCUCAAUUCAGCCAGCAAUCAUCCUUUCAUCUGCCAUCGCAACAAUCGCAUCGCCAUCGACGAAAAUCUCGAUCAUCGCCGCAACAAUCGCCACUUCAUCAACAACAGCCUCCGUCGGGGUACGUCACAGUGAACGUCGGAGGCGAGAAACAUAAAAUUUCGUGGGCUUGCUUAGGCCGCCUCCCACACGCCAGAUUGGGCAAACUUUGUAGAUGCACCACCAUCAAACAAAUCAAAGAUCUUUGUGAUGACUUCAACCUAAGCAAAGGCGAAACUGAAUUCUUUUUCGACAGACACCCAAAAUCUUUUGAUGUUAUUGUCAAUUUCUACAGAACUGGCAAGUUACAUUUGAUAGCCGAUGAAAGUUGUAUACUUGCAUUUGCAGAGGACCUCGCAUAUUGGGGCAUUGAUGAGUUGUAUUUGGAGUCUUGCUGUCAACAAAAAUACUUUCAAAGAAGGGAGCAGGUGUUUGAUGAUUGUAAAAAAGAAAAUGAAUAUCUUUCUAACAACGAUGACGACGACAAUGGUGUUAACAACACCAGCUGCAGAAACAAAUUUUGUGAUAUUUAUGAAAGUUACAAGAAAAGAAUUUGGAACAUAAUGGAAAAGCCUAAGUUUUCAAAAGCUGCAAGAGUUGUGGCAAUGGUAUCUGUUUUCUUUAUAUUACUGUCAACAGUAGCACUAACUUUAAACACGGUGCCAUACUUUCAGGGUGAAAAUCAUACCGAAAAUGAACAUUUAGUGAGGGUUGAGGCAGCUUGUAUAUGUUGGUUUACAAUCGAAUACGUUACACGGCUUUGGGCCGCACCUGAAAAGAGUAAAUUUCUGAAAGGUCCAUUAAAUCUGAUUGAUCUGUUGGCGAUGUUGCCGUAUUACGUCAGUUUGUUUCUUUCAGAAGAAAAGUACAAAGGUCAAGAACAGUUCAACAAUAUUAAACGACUUGUUCAAAUUUUCAGAAUAAUGAGAAUUUUUAGAAUUUUAAAACUUGCCCGGCAUUCUAUAGGACUUCAAUCUUUAGGCUACACCAUGCAUAGAAGUUACAAAGAAUUAGGCCUACUAGUCAGUUUCAUCUCCAUCGGAAUUUUAAUAUUUUCAAGUUUGGCAUAUUUUGCUGAAAAGGAUUUCCAUGGAACUAAGUUUCUUAGCAUUCCAGAAACAUUUUGGUGGGCAGCCAUAACUAUGACAACGGUUGGUUACGGUGACAUUUAUCCACAAACUCCUUGGGGUAAACUAGUUGGAAGUCUCUGUUGCAUCUGUGGAGUGCUCGUGAUAGCCAUGCCUAUUCCAAUCAUAGUGAACAACUUUGGAGAAUAUUACAAAGACCAGGUGAGUUUUUAUAAACGAUUUUUAGAGAAGCAAUGA